Molecule: messenger RNA, 4344 nt
Organism: Odobenus rosmarus divergens (Pacific walrus)
Lineage: Eukaryota; Metazoa; Chordata; Mammalia; Carnivora; Odobenidae
Gene: ABL1
Product: c-abl oncogene 1, non-receptor tyrosine kinase
Exons: 11
Coding region: 464-3916 (1150 amino acids)
Biological process (GO): protein phosphorylation; regulation of apoptotic process
Molecular function (GO): non-membrane spanning protein tyrosine kinase activity; protein binding; ATP binding
Source: RefSeq, a predicted model, not a curated record
GGUGGGUGACUUCCACAGGAAAAGUUCUGGAGAAGCAUCCAGAGACGAUCAACAUUUCCUUUAUGUUGUGGGAAUCGAAAUGACUUUAGUGUUACUGACCCUUUUACAGCAUCCCUGUGAAUGUUUUUUUUUUUUCUUGAAAAGACAGAAACUUACUCAGCCAGUAAAAGACACUUAAACUCAAGAAACUUUUGGGUAGCACUGCAAUUACAUUACUUCAAACUGAUAAACUGCAGAAGUAAUCGGAACUCCUGUUUACAUAUGUCAACCUAAAAACUCUGCUUCCUUUUUUUUUUUUUUUUUUUUUUUACGGAAGAUGUCUUUUUGUGAUUGACCUCAAUUACUGACUUGUGGAGAUUCGGUGAAUGUGAAAUCCCAAAUAUAUACUGUUUCCUUCUAAGCCCACUGACCAUUCUGGAAGAUCUUGAACCCUCUUCUGGAAAGGGGUGCCUAUCAUUGCUUUAUGGGGCAGCAGCCUGGAAAAGUUCUUGGGGACCAGAGAAGGCCAAGUUUGCCUGCCUUGCACUUUAUCAAAGGAGCAGGGAAGAAGGAAUCAUCGAGGCAUGGGGGUCCACACUGCAAUGUUUUUGUGGAACAUGAAGCCCUUCAGAGGCCAGUAGCAUCUGACUUUGAGCCCCAAGGUCUCAGCGAAGCAGCUCGUUGGAACUCCAAGGAAAACCUUCUCGCUGGCCCCAGUGAAAAUGACCCCAACCUUUUCGUUGCACUGUAUGAUUUUGUGGCCAGUGGGGACAACACCCUAAGUAUAACUAAAGGUGAGAAGCUCCGGGUUUUAGGCUACAAUCACAAUGGGGAAUGGUGUGAAGCCCAAACCAAAAAUGGCCAAGGGUGGGUCCCAAGCAACUACAUCACGCCAGUCAACAGUCUGGAGAAACAUUCCUGGUAUCACGGGCCUGUGUCCCGCAACGCGGCCGAAUACCUGCUGAGCAGUGGGAUCAACGGCAGCUUCUUGGUCCGGGAGAGCGAGAGCAGUCCUGGCCAGAGGUCCAUCUCACUGAGAUACGAAGGGAGGGUGUACCACUACAGGAUCAACACUGCUUCCGAUGGCAAGCUCUACGUCUCCUCAGAGAGCCGCUUCAACACUUUGGCUGAGUUGGUUCAUCAUCACUCGACUGUGGCAGACGGCCUCAUCACCACUCUCCAUUACCCGGCCCCCAAGCGCAAUAAGCCCACCGUCUAUGGCGUGUCCCCCAACUACGACAAGUGGGAGAUGGAGCGCACGGACAUCACCAUGAAGCACAAGCUGGGCGGGGGCCAGUACGGGGAGGUGUAUGAAGGCGUGUGGAAGAAAUACAGCCUGACGGUGGCCGUGAAGACCUUGAAGGAGGACACCAUGGAGGUGGAGGAGUUCUUGAAAGAAGCUGCAGUAAUGAAAGAGAUCAAGCACCCCAAUCUAGUACAGUUACUCGGGGUCUGCACCCGGGAGCCCCCGUUCUAUAUAAUCACUGAGUUCAUGACCUAUGGGAACCUGUUGGAUUACCUGAGAGAGUGUAACCGGCAGGAGGUGAACGCUGUGGUGCUGCUCUACAUGGCCACUCAGAUCUCGUCGGCCAUGGAGUACCUCGAGAAGAAGAACUUCAUCCACAGAGAUCUUGCUGCCCGAAACUGCCUGGUAGGGGAGAACCACUUGGUGAAGGUGGCUGAUUUCGGCCUGAGCAGGUUAAUGACGGGGGAUACCUACACAGCCCAUGCCGGGGCCAAGUUCCCGAUCAAGUGGACGGCGCCGGAAAGCCUGGCCUACAACAAGUUCUCCAUCAAGUCCGACGUCUGGGCUUUUGGAGUAUUGCUUUGGGAAAUUGCUACCUAUGGCAUGUCACCUUACCCAGGAAUUGACCUGUCGCAGGUGUAUGAGCUGCUAGAGAAGGACUACCGCAUGGAGCGCCCGGAAGGCUGCCCAGAGAAGGUCUACGAACUGAUGCGCGCAUGUUGGCAGUGGAAUCCCUCUGACCGGCCCUCCUUUGCUGAAAUCCACCAAGCCUUUGAGACAAUGUUCCAGGAAUCCAGCAUAUCAGAUGAAGUGGAGAAGGAACUGGGGAAAAAAGGUGUGCGAGGGGUUGCAAGUACUUUGCUGCAGGCCCCAGAGCUGCCCACCAAGACAAGAACCUCCAGGAAAGCUGCGGAGCACAAAGACCCCACUGAUGUGCCUGAGACGUCCCACUCCAAGGGCCCGGGAGAGACCGAUCCUUUGGACCACGAGCCUCCUGUGUCUCCACUGCUCCCUCGGAAAGAACGAGGUCCCCAGGAUGGCGGCCUAAAUGAAGAUGAGCGCCUUCUCCCCAAAGACAAAAAGACCAAUUUGUUCAGUGCCUUGAUCAAGAAGAAGAAGAAAACAGCCCCAACCCCCCCGAAACGCAGCAGCUCCUUCCGGGAGAUGGACGGCCAGCCCGAGCGCAAGGCGGCCAGUGAGGAAGAGGGCCGAGAAACCAGCAACGGGGCGCCGGCCCUCACGCCCUCGGACGCAGCCGAGCCAGCCAAGUCCCCAAAGCCCAGCAGCGGAGCUGGUGUCCCCAAUGGAGCCUUCCGGGAGUCAGGGGGUGCAGGCUUCCGGUCUCCCCACCUGUGGAAAAAGUCCAGUACACUGACCAGCAGCCGCCUGGCAGCCGGUGAGGAGGAGAGUGGCAGCAGCUCCGGCAAGCGCUUCCUAAGGUCCUGCUCUGCCUCCUGCGUGCCUCACGGGGCCAGGGACACAGAGUGGAGGUCUGUCACCCUGCCUCGGGACCUGCAGUCCACGGGGAGGCAGUUCGACUCGUCCACGUUUGGAGGGCACAAAAGCGAGAAGCCAGCUCUGCCUCGGAAGCGGGCAAGUGAGAACAGGUCCGACCAGGUGACCAGAGGCACGGUGACUCCCCCACCCAGGCUGGUGAAAAAGACCGAGGAUGCAGCGGACGAGGUCUUCCGAGAUGCGGGGGAGUCCAGCCCCGGCUCCAGCCCUCCCAGUCUGACUCCGAAACUCCUCCGCAGGCAGGUCGCGGGGGCUCCUUCCUCUGGCCUUCCCCACAAGGACGAGGCCGGGAAGUCCAGUGCCUUGGGGACACCUGCUGCAGCUGAGCCGGUGCCCCCCGCCAGCAGAGCAGGGCCAGGCGUGUCCGGAGGGACCGGCAAGGCCCCCACCGAGGAGCCCAGAGCGAGGAGGCACAAGCCCUCCUCUGAGUCCCCAGGGAGAGACAAGGGGAAGCUGUCCAAGCUCAAACCUGUCCCGCCGCCCCCACCACCAGCCUCUGGUGGGAAGGCCGGGAAGCCCUCUCAGAGCCUGAGCCAGGAAGCAGCUGGGGAGGCUGGCACUGGCGGGAAAGCCAAAGCCACGGCCGUGGUUGUGGAUGCUGUGAACAGUGACACCGUCAAGCCCGGUCCGCUGGGAGAGGGCGUCAAAAAGCCUGUGCUCCCGUCCAUGCCAAAGCCACAGUCGUCCAGCAAGCCGGCGGGGACCCCAACCAGCCCAGCUCCCGCCCCUUCCACCUUGCCAUCAGCAUCCUCUGCCCUGGCUGGGGACCAGCCGGCCUCCACUGCCUUCAUCCCUCUCAUAUCGACCCGUGUAUCUCUUCGGAAAACCCGCCAGCCUCCAGAGCGGAUCGCCAGUGGCACCAUCACCAAGGGCGUGGUCCUGGAUGGCACGGAGGCUCUGUGCCUGGCCAUCUCCAAGAACUCUGAGCAGAUGGCCAGCCAUAGUGCCGUGCUAGAGGCCGGCAAGAACCUCUACACGUUCUGCGUGAGCUAUGUGGAUUCCAUCCAGCAAAUGAGGAACAAGUUUGCCUUCCGCGAGGCCAUCAACAAACUGGAGAAUAAUCUCCGGGAGCUUCAGAUCUGCCCGGCGACAGCAGGGAGUGGCCCGGCGGCCACUCAGGACUUCAGCAAACUCCUCAGCUCCGUGAAAGAGAUCAGUGAUAUCGUGCAGAGGUAGCAGAGGCCAGGCAUCAGGCCAGCCGGAGCCAGCUGCCGUGCGUGAGGGCUUCCGCAGGCCUGCCACGGUGGCUGCCACGAGACCAGUGAGGUGGCCCGGGGGCCCUGUGCAGACGGGGCUGAGGGUCACUGCGGAGCACGGCUCUACUACCUAGGCUUUGCCCCGGCCGUGCUUCCGCACUUUGGCCUCCCCAGCCCGGGCUCCCUGAGCCGCCCCUGUUCCGAGCUCUGUCUGUGGAGUUCCCGCUCUGUGGACUUCCGUUGGCCCACCAGCCUCUUCCCCACGUAGUGCUCCAGGACUGAGCUCUGUGGGCCAGGUGGGAAAGCGGACGAGCAUUUCUUUUUCGCUUUUCUUUCCAGAGGCCCUCCUCUGGCUCUGCCUUCUCUUCUUCUUCCCUCAAGGACGAGUGCCCUGAACAGGAGCCUUUU